Vicia villosa (hairy vetch) is the source of this 2612-nucleotide messenger RNA. Its product is annotated as methyl-CpG-binding domain-containing protein 8-like. Gene Ontology annotation, molecular function: DNA binding. The transcript has 5 exons. Bases 102 to 2261 code for a protein of 719 amino acids. The record is from RefSeq and is a predicted model, not a curated record. Lineage: Eukaryota; Viridiplantae; Streptophyta; Magnoliopsida; Fabales; Fabaceae.
GAAGGCUAUUUAGAAGAGAAGAAGCAUUACACAGUCUGCACCAAUUCCCCUCUCUUUCUCUCAAUUCAGAUUCAGUUACGGUGGCUAACCGCGAAACGGUUAUGGACGCCACUUCUGAAUCCUCCGACCAAAAACCCGUUGAUCUUCCCGUCAUUGAUCUCCGCCUUCUCUCUCAAUCGGAGCUAUACACUAUCUCCCUUUCGCACGCUACCGCCUGUAACCGUCGCAUCGACGAAGAUUGCGUUAUCCCUAAAAUUGACCGUUCGGUUUUCAAAGAGUCCGCCGGUAGCCGGAAACAGACGUUUUCUCGUCUCCGUCUGUUUCCUCGUAGCAACAAUAACCCGUACUCUCCCGUUCCCGUUCCGGUUUCUGCUGCUUCCGCUCCUGUUGCGGUUGUUCCCGCUCCAACGUCUACGGGAAGCCGCAUUACCGGUGACGGUGAGAAUUCACAAAUAAUCGAUCUCCUGCAAGAACUAUUCGGCGUUGAGCCUCUCCGCGGUGCGAAUAAUGACCGUGCUGUUCCGUUGCAAAUUGAAUUCAAACAACCGGCUAUUGAAUUUACGCCUCAGGCUGUUCAGAAUGUUCCGAUUGAUGGUAGUCAGGGGAAGCGAAAGCGCGGAAGGCCUCGCAGGGGCGAGACUCCGGGGACGGAGACUCGUUUAGCCAUUUGCGAUGGUAAUGGGAAGGCGAUGGAAACGGAUGAUGAGAAGAAGGUGAAAAGUGUUAAUCACAAGAAGAAGAAGGUGGAGACGGACAAUGAGAAGCAGGGGUUUGUUCUGGAUGAUGCUGGGGAUCCGUUUGUGGAGGAGUUGAUCGUGAGGACGCAAGGGAUGAAUACGGAGCCAGAGUUGGUGGAGUUUUUGGAGGGUUUGAAUGGAGUUUGGGGAAGUGAUAGGAAGAAGAGGAGGAUUGUUGAUGCUAAUUGUCUCCGUGAUGUGCUGCCGACUGGAUGGAAACUCAUACUUAUUCUUCAAAGGAGAGGGAGUCGCGCUUCGGUGAUAUGUCGCCGAUACCUAAGCCCUGACGGAGGCCAGUUUGAGACAUACAAGGAUGUUUCUUCACACUUGGUUUCUUCGUUUGGUGUUCAAGACGCGAGCCACUUAAAAUCUAGUUAUACUGAUGGUAGUAAGCAGUUUUCCAGCAAUAUCAAUAUGUCAUCGGAAAAUCAGAAUAUUGGUCAUGUCCCUCCAGGUGGCAUUCAGAUUGAUGCCAAUGCCAGUUCUCAUCAUGAGAAGCAAACCACCAUAUCAUCAUCAAUUGGAACUGAAAAGCGAAACACUUCUGAUGGGAAUCUAAAUGGUGACCUGGCAGCUAUGGAUUUUGAAUUAGGUGAUGCCACCAAUGGAGCCUUUAGAGUCUCUGACCAUCCAACUGACAAUAAGCUACGACUGGAGGCAGAUAAUAACGAUGCAAACUCAGUUCAGGAAUGCUUUCUUUCAGAGGACAGAGUUUAUAAUCAGAGUGUUGGUUCCAUCCCUACCGGUGACAUGAAGAUUGAUGCCAAUACAAGUUCUCAUCAGGAGAAGCAGGCCACCAUGUCAUCAUCAAUUGGGACUGGAUGGAAUGAAACUGUUCUCUAUGGAAAUGAGCAAGUACGUGAUGGUGACAAUGAGCUUGGGCUUUCUACCACAUUAAUGGAAAACCACAUCCAGAAAAUAUCUUCUGAAAGCGGCAUGCUGGUUCCAAAUUCUCAACAUAUUUCUACUAAUGGUAAACUUCAGUUUUGUUCUGAAGGCUCUCUUGUCCCAUCACAGAAUGAACUUAGCCAUACAUCUAUAGAGAGUAUGGAUAGGGAACAAACUUCUGUGCUGAAGGACUCUGCUGAGGCAACACUAAAUUAUAAUGAUUUACCUGGCUCGUCCACUGAUGAUUAUAUGAAUAAUAUUUCUUUUGAUCCCUGGCAACAAGAUGCACCUGUGUCUGGUGUAAUUGAUUUUACUCCCAAUCUUUAUCUAACUAAUGGUUUUGGGGAUAAUCAUGCUCCUCCAUUAGACGAAGUUACGACAAGCUGUUUACAGAAAAUGAGUUCUAUGAAGGACCAAAUUUGCACAAUGGACAAUAUGUUGCAUAAAAGGUCUGAAAGUAACUUAUCUACUGUAGCCGGGAAUCAGCACCCUUCUGCUCUCCAUGAUUAUACGGAUGACAUCUCAGCUGGAACCUUUGGUGCAGUCAAACAUAUUGAUGCAACUCCUAGAGUCGUGCAAGAGAUAUCACAAUCUGUUUCUCCUGAUGGAAAUAUAUUAAACCAGGUUGACAAGUAGUUUGCAGAGUCUUCCUGUAAAUUAUCAAUUUUUUGCUCAGGAUGAUAUAGCCUAGGAAAGAUAGAUACUUGAAGGCAACAUUAUUUUGUUGAUAAAUUCAGCUGAUCAUGCUGGUGGCUUCGCAAUUCCAGAGGUUACUAUGCAGGUUCUGGUGUGAGGUUUCUCCUGCUUCUUGCCAGAGCUCAGACUGUUUUUUUAUGUUUCAAGUAAAAAGUUUUCUUUUAGGUCAUAAUAGUUUAGAACAUUCUUUUUUCUUCUCUGCUAUACCGAUACACUGAAUUUUUGGUUGUUCCUUCAAAAUGAAGAAGGAACUAUUUUCCCCCCAAAUUUCAAAAUUGAAAAGUUAUACCA